Molecule: messenger RNA, 1440 nt
Organism: Bombina bombina (fire-bellied toad)
Lineage: Eukaryota; Metazoa; Chordata; Amphibia; Anura; Bombinatoridae
Product: alpha-1-antitrypsin
Exons: 5
Coding region: 98-1393 (431 amino acids)
Biological process (GO): negative regulation of endopeptidase activity
Molecular function (GO): serine-type endopeptidase inhibitor activity
Source: RefSeq, a predicted model, not a curated record
CGAGUUUAUCCCUAUAAAUAAUAGUGUCCUUAUUUACAGAAUUUGGGAGCACUAAAAAAAAUCUCUGAAGACAUCAGGAUUAUUCAGAUGGUACACAAUGAGGGUCCUCUUCUUUCUGAGUGUCAGUGUGGCUCUACUUUAUAUGGUCACCAGUGAUCACCAGGAAGGACACCACGAUAAUGAUAAGCAUAACCACAAGGAUCACGCAGAUGGUGACCACAAGCAUGACUACCAGGACAAAGGAAAGCACCAUCACCAUCACAAUGAAUCAACAGAAUGCCACAAAAUAGCCCCAGGCAAUAACCAAUUUGCAUACAAGCUUUUCAGACAGGUAACUGCAGAUCAUCCAUCUGAAAACAUUUUCUUCUCCCCGGUGAGUAUUUCCACUGCAUUUGCUAUGCUAUCCUUGGGUGCCAGGUCUCAGACCCACAAUCAGAUCAUUGAAGGUCUGAACUUCAAUAUCUCAGAGAUAUCAGAGCAAGAGAUCCAUGCAGGCUUCCAACAUCUCCUAGAAAUGUUACAUGAACCUGACAAUGAGUUGCAGCUCAACAGUGGGAACGCCCUGUUUAUAAGCAAAGAAAGGAAGUUACUUCAAAAGUUCUUAGAAGAUGUCAAGAAAUUCUAUGAGGCAGAGGCAUUUUCUACUGAUUUCCACAAUGCUGAAGAGGCAAAAUCUCAGAUCAACAGUUAUGUGGAAAAGAAAACAAAUGGGAAAAUUGUUGAUUUGAUAAGCAGCGUUAACCCAGACACUGCACUAAUUCUAAUAAACUAUAUUUACUUCAGAGGCAAGUGGGAACAACCUUUUGAUGAAAAGCAUACACGAGAAGGUGAUUUCCAUGUUGAUGAAAAAACUGUGGUGAAGGUUCCAAUGAUGUACAGAAGCAGCUACUACAAGGUAGUACAUGACAGGGAUCUUGGUUGUACUGUGGUAGAACUACUAUACAAAGGAAAUGCCUCAGCAUGGUUUAUUUUGCCAGAAGAAGGAAAACUUAAUGCAGUGGUAGAAGAUCUUGGGAAACCCACCAUAAUAAAAUGGAUAAAGAAUUUUCAUAGAGGGUACAUCGAAUUAAGGAUCCCCAAAUUUACCAUUUCUACCACUCUUGACCUUAUACCAGAGCUUAGUAAAUUUGGUGUCACAGAUCUAUUUUCAGAUAAAGUCGACCUAUCUGGGAUUACAGAAGAGGAAAACUUGAAGGUCACCAAGGCUGUCCAUAAGGCUAUACUAAGUGUGGAUGAAAGUGGGACAGAAGCUGCAGGUGCUACAGGUGUGGAGAUUGUAAGCGUGAUGAUGCCACCAUCUAUCACUAUAGACAGACCUUUUAUUGUAUCUAUUUACCAUAAACCAACCAAAAGCUUAACUUUUAUUGGAAAGAUUGUCAACCCCUUAAAAUAGUCCAUCUCAUACUGCAAUCUUUCUGAAAUAAAAUUUGCUCUUUCCUA